AGGAGUUGGUGACAAAAUGGCGGUUCUGAGAAAAAGAGGGAAGUCAAAAUGGAAAGAGUUUGAUUUGCAUUUCUUAAUAGAAUGGGUAAAAGGGUUGUUGUUUGACCCGUCGAAGACCUGGUUAGUGGGUCUUGGUCUCUUAUUGGCGGAGAUUGUGGUUAACAUACUGGUCAUUUGGAAAAUCAAGUAUACUGAGAUAGACUGGGAAGCUUAUAUGGAGGAAGUUGAAGGUGUGAUAAAUGGAACAUAUGACUACACAAACCUGAGGGGGGGAACAGGUCCACUGGUUAUCAAGGUUUUCUUCUUUUUCGCAUUUUUCAGUUUGGCUGUCAGUGUGAAGAUGAACAUUCUCUUAUUUGCUCCUGGCUUGUUGCUGCUUCUCUUCCAGUCCUUUGGAGUGUGGUGGACAAUACCUAGAUUAGCACUGUGUGCUUUAAUACAACUGGUUCUUGGACUUCCUUUCCUGCUUGAGAAUCCCAUUAGCUACAUCACAAUGGCGUUCAACUUAGGACGGCAGUUCUUUUUCAAGUGGACAGUUAAUUGGAGAUUUUUGCCAGAAUGGCUUUUCCUUAAUCGCUAUUUCCACGUUUGUCUUCUUGUAUGCCAUGUCACAGUUUUGAUGUUGUUUUACCUGUACAAGUGGACAAGAAAAUCAGAAUCUCUACAGAGUUAUUUUAGAAGGCCUUUUCAAAGAACAGCUUUAACUUCAAAUCAUAUCCUUUGUAUAGCAACAUGGGUUUUGCAAAAUUGAUGCAUUAUUUUAAUGAGUUGAUUUCAAGAUAGAAUGAGUUUUGCAAAAAUGGUUGGCAAGGUAAAUCUUUCACAAAGCCUUAUUACACACCGUUAUCUGAUAUCUCUCUCCCCCUCCCUGCUCCUCUUGGCAUGAGGGUUGUUCAAGAGAAUUUCUAGACUGUAAGAAAAGGAAAAUGAAUAUUUAAAUUGACUCGUCGCAGAGUUUGCCAACAGUAAUUAAUUUUAUUGUUCUAUACAUCUAUAUUUAUGUGUAGAUUUCUUUACUCCUGCAUUUCGAUACCUAGAGAGAAAAGAGUGUUGUUGGAGU
Messenger RNA from Orbicella faveolata, 1060 nucleotides. Its product is annotated as dol-P-Man:Man(5)GlcNAc(2)-PP-Dol alpha-1,3-mannosyltransferase-like. Gene Ontology annotation, molecular function: dol-P-Man:Man(5)GlcNAc(2)-PP-Dol alpha-1,3-mannosyltransferase activity. Gene Ontology annotation, cellular component: endoplasmic reticulum. The record is from RefSeq and is a predicted model, not a curated record. Lineage: Eukaryota; Metazoa; Cnidaria; Anthozoa; Scleractinia; Merulinidae.